Hippoglossus stenolepis (Pacific halibut) is the source of this 5458-nucleotide messenger RNA. RefSeq names its product myocardin. Bases 444 to 2951 code for a protein of 835 amino acids. Gene Ontology annotation, biological process: smooth muscle cell differentiation. NCBI's taxonomy places the organism in Eukaryota, Metazoa, Chordata, Actinopteri, Pleuronectiformes, Pleuronectidae. The record is from RefSeq and is a predicted model, not a curated record. The transcript is spliced from 16 exons.
GGAUCCAGGAUGCUUUGGGGCGGAUGGGGGAGAGGGGCAGAGAGUGCGAGGCAGAGGUAGAGAGGGUGAGUCUCUAUCGUAAGGGGGACACAGGAACCACAGGUCCUUCUGCUCCUUGCAUUUCACCUUUAGGAACAGGAAAAGACUGAGAGGGGGAGCGAAAGAAAGGCAGGAAAAAAAAGGAUAUGAAAAGAACAUGAAAGAAAGAAAUCGUCAUUAAACGCACUACGAAGUUCUCUCUCUUUCCCUCUCUUCCUCCAUCUCGCACCUCUCCUCAAUUUAAUCUUAAAUCCACUCCAAUUUCCCCCAGGGGACUCAAUUCUCUCUUUUCCUAGAGACAGACAGAAGGAGAGGGGGUCCAUUCCUCCUGGUCGAGUGACACCAGGAAUUUCCUCUUUCUCUCUGCUCCGCUCCCAGGCUUCCCCAGCAACCUCCCCUCGACCAUGACACUGCUGGCCUCCGAGAGGUCGCUUCUCAUCCGGAACAAGUUCCGAUCAGUGCUGCAGUUGAGGAUUCAGAACCGGAGGCAGAGUGAAAUCAAUGCAGACUCUGGAUUGAAACCUACUGCUCCAGCUCAAAAAACAGAGAAAGACCUGAGUGAAGCUCUGCGUCUAAAUGAAGAUGGUGCCACUCAGAAGUUGCCCCCUAGUGGUCUGAACACUAAAACCACACAAGUAGAGAGGAGUGUGUGUGGCGCCCAGAGGCAGAAGAAGGCUCGCCAGGUGCAGGACCUCACCGAGAGGAUCCAUUGUCAGCCUGGACCUGUGGAGCAUCAGCACCAACACACGCUGCCCCUGGAGAACCGUUCGGCCUCCUUCCCUCUCUCCGCUGAUGUCUUCGAAGAUGACAUCUCCUCCUGUGCCUCCUCCUCGCCCACUGGGCAACAUGGCGUUCACCAAUCACCGGCCUAUUCUUCUCUACCAGGGCUCCCAGGCGACCAAUUACUGAGUGACUUCUCAGCUGUGUGCCCGCCCCUUAACCACAGCCCCGCUCAUGCUCAGUCUGGUUUGACGUUGCUCCCGGCAACCGAGGGCAUCAGACAACCUAUGACUGUAACGCUGGGUGAAUCAAACUCCAUGGCAACAACUGGGAGACCAAAUGGGAUGUUUCUGACCUCUCAGACCACCCCCCUGCUGCCAAAGACAGCUCAGCCUCCCAGCCCGACCUGCUCCUCCUUGAACUUCAACCACCUCCCCCGCCCACGGAAACCGAGGGACACCAAACCCAAAAUGAGGAAACUCAAGUAUCACCAGUACAUUCCUCCGGACCAGAGAGGAGCUUCUGGCACUGGAGCGGGAGGAGCCAAACAGAAGAGCACUACCCCUACCCAGUCUCUGGACCCAGCCUAUUCCCACCUCUUGAAGCAGCAGCAGGUCAUCCUCCAGCUUCAAAUCCUCCAGAACCAGCAGCAGCAGCAACAACAACAUCAGCAGCAGCAGCAGCAGCAGCAGCAGCAGCAGCAGCAACAGCUACAACCCCAGCAACAGGUCGCUGUUGUAUCCAGCAGAGAUCACUGUGUGAAAUCGUCCGGAGCCCUGCCCCUCAACCCCCAACCUGUGCCUGCCACAACCAAUCACACCCCCAUGGACGCAAACCCAACGUCCAACCCUGAGCCUCUGCCUGCGAACCUUGUUGAUCUUACAGUGUCAGAGUUGCGGCAGCAGCUGCGUAAGCGUGGCCUCCCCGUCUCCGGCACAAAGCCGGCCCUGUUGCAGCGUCUACUUCCCUUCCAGCUCCCUCACACUCACCUCCCCCCUGCUCCCUUAUGCCAACUGGGUGCCAACCAGGAGCCCCUCACUCCAUGCCCCCUGCUGCCACCCAGCCAGAGCCCUGGCUCCAGCUCCAGCUCUGGACCGGACUCGCCCGGCAGCCCGAACCAACAGCUCUACAUCCAGGACAGAGGAAUUCCUAAUGGGAUUCUCAGUGACAGUCCAAAUGGAAAUCUGAAUGCCGUCCCGAGCAGGUUCACAAAUGCUGCGUCAGUCAGUUUGGCAGGCGAACAGUGCGGUCUGACCAACGCCGUCUUCCUGGCUCCUGCCAGCACCGCCUCAGGAACUCCCAGUCCCAGUCUCCCCAUGUCGUCCUCUUCGCCCCUGCAGUGUGUGACUCCCUGGAGAACUGAGAGCGAGCAGCAGCAGCAGCAGCAGCAGGAGCUGAAUGUGGAGCUGGAGAUGAGGCAGAGGAUACGGAGCAGGCCCAGGGACCGCUCCACUAGCACUGGGAAUGAGUCUUGUGACGGAUCCCUGCAUCCUUUCCUGCAACAGGAUCCAGGAUGCUCUCGGGGGAAACCAGAAACAGAUGCACAGACAGAGGUGUUGUUCACACAGGUGUUUUGCUUUCAACCAUGUGAUGUGAUUGGCCAGGACUUUGAGCUGCCGGUGCAGAUUACAGCCAGUCCUGUGCAGACCUUGCCCAGCGUUCGCAGUUUGGAAGAAGAGCUACAGGAGGCUAUCCAGAAAGCACAGAUGGACCCUCGGCAGUCCAUAGAUGACAUUUUGGAUGAGCCUAUUACUUGCGAUGGCUCUGUCAAUGUCUCUGAUCUUAAAUCCCCGGCCCACUCUGCCCCCGGCCCAUCUCCUCCUCCUCCUCCUCCUCAAGUUGAUCAGUCCCAGGCCUCCCAGCAGCACACCAGGGACGACAACUUCCUGCCCUCGCCACUUUGCUCGUCUCUCUUGCUGGAGCUACCUCCAUCUCCCGCGGUAAUAAACCCCAGCCAGGUUGUGCCAGCUCCUCCCCCACCUCCCAUCUGCACCUCCCCUCUGCCGUCCACUGUGAAGUCACGGAAGCGACGGGCCCCGACUCUGUUUGACGCUGCCGACUGGCUCGAAACGCUGACGUGUGGCCUCCGCCCUCUCACCCCACCGACAGCUCCCUUUGUUGAGUCAGACUUCAGUCUGGAUUCAGAUUUGAAUGUCAAUCGAGUGUUGGAUCUGAUGAUAGAGCAGUGGUGAGGAUUUGUGUGCACAUAACUUACGUGUUUAUUUUUGAUGGUAAUGAAUGGGGCAAAAUGUAUGCAUCCCCCAGAGGGCACAAGAUUGUGAUUAGAGGCCCCCCAUCCGUCCAUCCAUCCCUGAUCUGAUAGGCUGCCAGAGUCACCGGCUCCACGCAAUGUCGAGAGCUGGAAUCAUCGCAGCGAUCAGAUCAAACAUGGCUUUGAUGGGGCAGCAAGAGCACAAACACAUGCACACACAUGCAUCCGACGCACACAUAGACACUGCAUAGCGCUGUUUUAAAGCACUUGGGCUCAGCCGGGGAAGGCAAACAAGCAACACAUCUGUGGACUGACACACUCCACGGCACAAUGUUUGCAGUGCAAAACAAAAGAAAACCUGGUGGCUUAUUAAUUUAAACAUGCUUCCUGGCUGCACUGGGAGAAUGUUGUUUCUGACUUAUCUCCAAAAACCCGCUGUUGGACUGGGUGGAGUGUGGCCCCUGGUGUUGACUCAGUCAUAGAGUCCUAACCAUUCAUAAAGCCCAUUUAGAGUGUGUAAAAAGCCAGACAGAGCACACAGCUUGUGUGUGGCUCCAGACCUUAACCCCGGUGCCAGACACACAGUCGGCAUGCAGAGAGAGAAAGCUGGCACAAGCCACAAACAAGCAGUGUGUGUGUGCGUUUGUGUGUUUGUGUGCAUGUUUGUUAAGUAUGCGUGUGUUCAAUAUGUCUGACUAUGUGUGACUGUGCACACAAGACUGCUUUUGUUUGUAUGUGUCAACACACAAACGCUUCCAUGUAUAUUUAUCAGCAUUAAUGCCAAAAUGCACUUGUAGCUAUUUGUUUGCUCACGAUCACAUGUAUGUGUGUGUGUGUGUGUGAAUGUGUGAGUGCGUGUGUGUAUGCGUGUGUGUGUGAGAGGAUACAUGUGAAAGACACAGGAAAGACGUGGAGGAUUUUCUGUGUCCACAUCCAGACCAGACAUUUCGUUGUAGUCUCUUUUCCAGCGGGCAGUAACUCCAGUGUAGUUAUCCAGUGUAAUCAUCAGGAAAAAAACCCAUGUUACCUUGCUCAAGUUAUCCAGUGGAGCAAUCAGGCAACCACCCAGCAAACAGUCCUCGUACAAAUGAACCAAUCAGACGAGAGAAAGUUUCCUCAUCACUUUGUAAAAAAAAAACAGAAAAAAACAGGUGGUCAUUUUGUUCCCUUAUUAACCCCCGACAGCGCGUGGCCCCGCUGCUCGGAGCUUACGCUGCUACUUGCAAAGCCAGAUUUAGCACGAUUUAUGACCCGACCCCACACCUGUUCACUUUUUGUAUUUGAAUUCCACAAAUGUUUCUAUUUGACAUUGCUGUACAAUACACAAAAAGAAUGACCACUUCUAUUAAGAGAAAAUGCACUGUAGAAUUAGCACAAGAAAAUAUAGAUGUAGGGAGAAUAUGAAAGUAGUCGUGUGGCCCGGAGAUGAGCGCGGAGCUGAUGCAGUAAAAUGCUGCACAUUCUCUUAAUGGCGACAGUGAUGUUGCUUUUAUAUUGUACAUGAUUUACUGGCGGCGCAGGAAAGGGUACAUUAUUUGUUUGCAUAAUCAACGUUCAGUGAGUUAUGUCCAUUCUCAACCCCCACUUAACAUAAUGACAUUAAAGGGAAAGAACUGACGGAGGCUAGCUGCCAUUAGCCCCUGCUGUACCACAUAAAUGUAAUUUAGAUACAAAGUCCCAUCUACAUAAAAUUACAUUCUGCCAUUGAUUGGCCCACCGACCCAUCAAUCAUGUUUGGAGAGCUCUGAUUGGCUCAUCCAUAUCUGGAACAUUAAUCUCGUUCCAUAACUAACUGGACGUCCUUCUUUAUGACCACUUUAUUUUGAAAAAAAGGCGGCAGAACCGGGCAGAUCUGAGGUCAUGUCACGUUUGUUGUCGGCCUGUUAUUUUUUUUGUUCUGAUGAUGAACUAGUGUCUUACCAAGCAAGACAGCCGCAGUGGAUUCUUACUAGAAGAAGAUAUCUGUGCAUCUGCACAUCUUCAGCACGAUAUUACAGCUUUAUGUUGAAGCAGUUGUUGAACAGCUUUCACUAGAGACACUAUGAAAAAUGCAGCUCAGUGUGAAUGGACCGCUGUGAUAAUCACGGUGAUCAAUAAACGUUGCCUGCUGCAUAAAAAAAAGAAAGGAAAAAUUGGCAGGAGAGUAAGAUGCUACCUCCUGUGACUUCCAGUGCUUUAGGGCCCACACCAGUGUUUUCCUUGUUUCUCAUUUAAUUUCCCAACACUGGAGCAGAGUCUUCCUGGAGCGAACCCCUGAGACGCUUCCACAGGUUUGGUUAAACCUCCCGAAGACGUCAGCUGGAAACAUUGGGGUGUUUCAGGUAACUGAGACUCUGUUGGCCACUUCUGCUGCUAUUGUAAAAUGUGAGACAAGAUAAAAUGUGUUUGCUUUUAUUUAUUAUGUAACUUAUUCAUGCAAAAUGAUAUCACCCUCUGUCCAAAAUGUAUUUAAAAGCAUUGAGAAAAUUAAAGUCUUAAUAGAUUUUC